This is a messenger RNA of Colletotrichum spaethianum, 1116 nucleotides long. Its product is annotated as cyanide hydratase. The coding region runs from base 1 to 1116 and encodes 371 amino acids. The transcript has 3 exons. Lineage: Eukaryota; Fungi; Ascomycota; Sordariomycetes; Glomerellales; Glomerellaceae. Gene Ontology annotation, molecular function: cyanide hydratase activity. Gene Ontology annotation, biological process: cyanide catabolic process. The record is from RefSeq and is a predicted model, not a curated record.
AUGCCCAUCACCAAAUACAAGGCCGCCGCUGUCACCUCCGAACCUGGUUGGUUCGACCUUGAAGGCGGUGUCCAGAAAACCAUCAACUUCAUCAAUGAGGCUGGCCAAGCCGGCUGCAAGCUGGUUGCCUUCCCCGAAGUCUGGAUUCCCGGUUACCCCUAUUGGAUGUGGAAGGUCACCUACUUGCAAUCUCUCCCGAUGCUCAAGAAGUACCGCGAGAACUCUCUCCGAGUCGACUCGGAAGAGAUGCGUCGCAUCCGCCGUGCCGCCCGCGACAACCAGAUCUUCGUCUCCAUGGGCUUCUCCGAGAUCGACCACGCCACGCUCUACCUGGCCCAGGUUCUCAUCGACCCUACCGGCACCGUUAUCAAUCACCGCCGCAAGAUCAAGCCCACCCACGUCGAGAAGCUCGUCUACGGAGAUGGCUCAGGCGAUACCUUCCUGUCCGUUUCCGAGACCGAUAUUGGUCGCGUCGGCCAACUAAACUGCUGGGAAAACAUGAACCCCUUCCUCAAGUCCCUCAAUGUCUCCCAGGGCGAGCAGGUCCACGUCGCUGCCUGGCCCGUCUACCCCGGCAAGGAGCGCCAGGUCGCCCCUGAUCCCGCUACCAACUACGCCGACCCGGCAUCAGACCUCGUCACCCCUGCCUAUGCCAUAGAGACCGGCACCUGGGUUCUCGCUCCCUUCCAGCGCCUUUCGGUGGAGGGUCUCAAGAAGAACACCCCCGAGGGAGUUGAGCCCGAGACCGAUCCCUCCGUCUACAACGGUCAUGCUCGCAUCUACAAGCCUGACGGCAGCUUGGUAGCCAAGCCCGACAAGGACUUUGACGGUCUAAUGUUUGUUGACAUUGACCUCAACGAAACGCACCUCACCAAGGUCCUCGCUGACUUUGCCGGCCACUACAUGCGCCCCGACCUCAUCCGUCUGCUAGUCGACACCCGCCGCAAGGAGCUCGUCACCGAAGCCGAUCCCGAGGGCGGCAUUGCCUCAUACAGCACCUACCACCGCCUCGGACUUGACCGUCCCUUGGAUUCCAAGCCUGAGCUGCACGAGCACGAGGCCAUCAGCAAGCGUGUUGCCAAGGAGCCUGCGGUUAAGCCUGCAAAGAACCUUUGA